Molecule: messenger RNA, 525 nt
Organism: Cladocopium goreaui
Lineage: Eukaryota; Dinophyceae; Suessiales; Symbiodiniaceae
Source: the annotation of a GenBank genome assembly
AUGAUUGCCACGAACUUACGACCAAAUGAGGUAGUCUUGGGUGGAUUGCUAAAUUGUGCGGCAGAACGACUUGAUUGGCGGAGAGCCGACAUACUUUGGAAGCUCCUAGUGAUUGAGCGGCAUGUCCCUCCACAUUUCUUGGCAUACAUGGCUUAUGCAAAAGCCCACUUUUUGGCCGGUCGCCCAAGAGCUGCUCUGUCAAUCAUGGAUUCCCUCCUUGCCACCAAGUGUGCUUUGGGCUACAAGUUUGCAGUCGACUACCUUCAGUGUUGCUUACUCGUACUCCACGCAUCACCUUCUAGAGAGAACAGACAACGAUUGUCAAGGAUCUUGAAGAUUGGCCCAGCACUCAUGGAGUCAUCAUCUGCUUCAGGGAGACUGUACUGGAAUCGACUUGUGGACGUUGCGGAAAGGAUGCGGUCUACUGGUCAAAAUCCUUCUUUGCGAUUUGCUGAGCUGAUUGUGUCAUACUUGGCGCAGCAAAGUGUCAUGAAGGACUGGACACACUUGAAAGAAGAAUCAUAG